AUGAUGGGCCCAAGUUUACCUUUACCACCUGGGACAGAAAAUAUAAUCAGUCCAGAUGUACCACUGCCACCAGGAACUGAACAUGUAAUGGAUCCAGGCCUCCCUUUGCCACCCGGAACAGAAGAUGUUGGGGUACCUUGUUUAACUUUGCCACCUGGAGCCGAAGAUCCUCUGAGUUCUGAUCUCCCUCUGCCACCUGGUACUGAAGAUGUUGCUAUUGCAAGCUUACCCCUGCCUCCCGGAACUGAAGAUGCUUUAACUUCAGAUCUACCAUUACCACCAGGAACUGAGGAUGAAGCCCAUAUGCUAGUCGGUUCAGGGUUAGGGGUUUCCAGUACAAAAAGCAAGACUGUACAUUUGCAAGACAUAGCACAAAAAUCAAAAUUGGGGAGUGAUAUGACAAUACCAGGGACACAUUUUGGUGCACAGGAACUAAGCUCUGGGGCAUGGAGUAGUGGUAGCAAUAGUCAAGAUGGGUUUGGCUUGCCAGCCUUUAUGACUGGGAUGCACGAAAAUCCCAUUCCUCCACCACCUGGUACAGAGGAUGAGCAUGACUUGCAUGCAUCAAUGAAUGUUCUGCCUCCUUUGGGCAUUAGAGACAAUAUUGCUAGCCAGUUUGCAACUGAGAAAGCUCUCACUGCAUCUCAAACCACUACUGUGUGCAUGAGUAGCUUCACAGCACCAAAGCUAGGCCUCCAUACACAGAAUCCACUGUGGAAUACUUCAAGUAAUCCAGAGGGAAUGGAACACACUGGCACAACAUGGCCCACAGACCCAAGUGCAGUCAUGGAUAUGCCAACUGUUGCAAGGAAAUCACACAUUGACCGAGAAUUCACACCUCCCCCACCCGGAACUGAGAUGGAUGACCUGAACAAAAGUGACAGCCAUCCAGAACUCGGCGAGGCAAGCAUGGAGUUGAGUGAUGAAUCAGAUGAUGAAUGCUUGCAGGACAAGAAAGAGUCAACUCCUCCUCCUCCAGGCACUGAGUCAAGUUCUGAGUCCAUGGCCAUCGGUGAAAGUAAAUCUAGUAAGAGUAUAAUUUCUACACUGGAAUUGACAACAAGAUUGGAUACCAAAAUACGUGAUCCUAGUCUCAGCGUUGAUUUUAAUGCCCAGUCACUGGAUACGCAGGUCAGCCUACCUCAGUCUAAGAAAGAGGAGAGUAUUAAGUCAACAGAGAAUAUGGCAGAUUCUCCUAAUCUCAGCAAUGUAAAUGUGUCAAAAAUUGGAAAGAGGUCAUGUAGUACAGAAGAUAAAGAAAGAGAAGAGAAGAAAUUUUCUGAAAAGACUAAAGUCAGUAAGGCAAAGGAUAAAGUAGAUGAUGAGAGAAUGCAAACCGAAGGUAACAUGUCCAAAGAGCAAGGUCCUCCUCAGCAGUCACACAAAGCUCCAAGAAUAGGAAAACCAAGCAAGAAGGAAAGUGAGGAGGUUGAACAUGGUAAGGAAGGAAGGCAGGAAAGUGAAAGCAAGGCUAAACAAAGAAAAACUAGCAGGAGGUCAAGGGAUAGUACGGAAGAACCUCAAUAUUUACAGCCAGUGGAAGAAGAACGUGAAUUCCCUGGAAACACUGAAGUGAAGUCAAGCACACCCAAAAAAUCCACUAGAACAGGGAAAACAGAGAAAUCUGAGGAAGAAGAAAUAGAACUAGAAGCAAAAAUUAAUGAAGAAAGUAGCAUGAAACACAGAAAGUCAAGCAAAAAAUCAAAGGAAAGGCGAGAAGGUGUUGAUGACUUGAAACUUGCAGCUGACACAGAUGCCUCUGCUUCACAAGAGGAAACACAAACCAUGAAAAAGUCAUCCAGAUCUGGCAGAUCAACAAAGAAAGACAAAGAGGAAAAUGACCAAGAUGUCCCAGUAAAAGAGACCAAACAGCGGAAAAGAAGCACAAGGAGUUCUUCAGAUGAUCAGCCAAGUGAAAAGGGGUCGUCCACUCCAAGGAGAAAAAGCAGAAGUGUUAGAGCUGCAAUUCCCGAAGAAAGAGAGGAAGACUUCGAAAGCGUCCUGUCACCCCAGGAAAUGAAUGAGAAUGCCGAAGAAUCGGAAAAGGCGAACAGCUCAGAUGUAGAUGAUGAGCAAGAAACAGACAGUGAAACCGUCCCACAACAAAGAACAAGGGCUGUGAGACGGCUCGUUUCUGAAGACCAGACCUAUGAGGCACUUAGCCCACGAAAAAGGUCAAGAAAGAGCAAGUCUUCUGUUAGUGAGGAGGAGGAACCCCCACCUCGAAGAUCGACUCGAACCACCAGAGCGUCUAUUACAGAAUAA
Molecule: messenger RNA, 2265 nt
Organism: Penaeus chinensis
Lineage: Eukaryota; Metazoa; Arthropoda; Malacostraca; Decapoda; Penaeidae
Product: myb-like protein V
Exons: 1
Coding region: 1-2265 (754 amino acids)
Source: RefSeq, a predicted model, not a curated record